CUCGGAGCACACACAGCUCACUCUCUCUGAUGUGUGAAAGAACACAAUACAUUUCUGCGCGGAUCACUUAAUGGUUGGAGAAAAUGUCCCUGGAAGCAGUAACAGAACCCGGCAAGUGCUCUAUAGAUCCUAAUACUAAAGACUUGCUGGCAUCCCAGCAUGCUGGCAACAAUACGCCUUUACAGGAAAACAGCUCUGCCCCCAGGAGCGAGUGCAAGGCACAGGAUGCAAUGUCCAAGCGGCAAAUGAAGAAAUUUCUGAAACAGAAGCAAUGGGAGGACCAAAGAGAGCUCAGGAAGCAGAAGCGGAAGGAAAAGCGCCAAAAGCGCAAACUGGAGCGCCAGGCUCAGGCAGAGCACAAUAUUGAUGCUAACAGUAGAAAACGAUUCCGCCAUGAAGUUCAGCCCAGUGCACUCCGCUUGAUUAUAGACUGCAGUUUUGAUGACCUAAUGGCAUUACGAGAUGUUAAAAAGCUAAACAAGCAAAUUAGAAGAUGCUAUGCAGAAAAUCGCCGGGCGGUCCAUCCUGUUCAGCUCUAUUUGACCAGCCAUGGCGGUCAGCUGAAAAGUAACAUGGAUGAAUAUGACAAAGGAUGGAUCAACUGGAAGGAUAUCCAUAUUAAGCCAGAACAUUACAAAGACCUCAUAAAGAAGGAAGACCUUGUUUAUCUUACCUCGGACUCCCCAGAAGUACUGAGCGAGCUUGAUGAGACUAAAGCUUACAUCAUUGGGGGCCUGGUAGACCACAAUCAUCACAAGGGUAUCACGUACAAGAAAGCUUUGGAACUUGGGAUCAGUCAUGCGCAGCUGCCACUAGGGAAUUUUGUGAAAAUGAACACUCGCAAAGUACUGGCAGUCAAUCAUGUUUUUGAGAUCAUACUUGCCUUUCUGGAAAAGAAAGAAUGGAAGGAAGCUUUUUUUAGUGUUCUGCCCCAGCGCAAGGGUGCGAUACCUCUUACUGAAACUGGCGAGCAGCCUGAAUGCAGAGCCUCCGAGCAAGAAGAUGGAGAGGAUUCCGACAGUGACUCAAGCAUAGAUGAAAGUGCCACGAUACAGCCCAGUGUCAGAUGUGAAGAACAGAACAGCUGACAUACAGAUAACUUGGAUUUUUUUUCAAUUUGAAGUUGUGUUGGGACUGGCUACUAAAUACCAGAUGUCUAAAAAAACACAGUUCUAUUGAAAUGGGCUCUCCGUCUCUCCUUGGAAAGGAGAAAUCCCAUCACAAGCUUACAAUCUGUUUGCCAUGGUUGGCUUUUCAUUCCUGAGUUGUGUUGCUGUUGUUGAACAUAUGGAUUCUUUAUGGAACCCAUUUACUUUUAUCUAAUUAAAACUUGUGAAAACCAA
Messenger RNA from Xenopus tropicalis (tropical clawed frog), 1343 nucleotides. It is a transcript of the gene trmt10a, whose product is annotated as tRNA methyltransferase 10A. Gene Ontology annotation, molecular function: tRNA (guanosine(9)-N1)-methyltransferase activity; methyltransferase activity. The coding region runs from base 84 to 1088 and encodes 334 amino acids. The transcript has 8 exons. NCBI's taxonomy places the organism in Eukaryota, Metazoa, Chordata, Amphibia, Anura, Pipidae. The record is from RefSeq and is marked provisional.